AUGAAACCAACUGCCUUUAUACAGUCUCCCGCUUGCUCCUUUGAUGCUUGCGUCACAGGUUGAAACCUCAGCUUGGUCUGACACUGAGGCAACUUCCUGCACUUGAAUUUAACACUGCGAAGUUUUUGAAGCGACAUAAGCCACUCGAGUCAGAAAGGGCUGCCGACUCGACAUCCAGUAUUCAUACUAGCAAAUAGCCAUGACUAACAAGCUCAACUUGAGGUCUUUACUUUUUCUUCUCACUGUGAGCUGCUUGGUCACUGGCAGUCAUUCUCUUGGUGUAGAAGAGAAGAAUCUAUUAAAUACAACCAUCUCCAACUACACGCAGGAAUAUAACAAUGAAACUGAACUUCAGCCCACAAAAGGACCUCCGCAGACCACUAGGAUUAGAGAUCUGUCCGCUGCAGCUUCCACACCCAGCCAGAAUACUUCAGAAAAAGCCCACACUCCGCCUUCACAGGAAAAUGGAACUUCUGAAAACCUUUAUAACAUAGAAGGAACUGAAACAAACAGCAGCAUACACCACUCAGCAGGUAAUGGAAGCAUUGUAGGUACUGAAAGUCCUCCACAAUCCUCAUUUCCUUCGAGCAAUAACAGUUUGGACCCCAUCCCACCAAGCUCUUCUUCCACAGUUUCUGCUUCAGGGGGAGGAACGGAAAAAAAUGUCACAAAUUCUGGCUCUAUUGUGAGGACGACACAACAUAUGGUAGUAGAUGAACCUUCCACAUCAAGUCCAAUUGCGGUUUCAUCAACCAGAGAAAUAACCACAUUGAAGCCAACUAAAAAAUAUAGCACCCAAAAAAUAGACGAAUCAACUAACAAAGUUUGUCCUACUUCUGAACCCAAAAGGGAAGGUCUUGUAGGUCGGUGCCUCAUUGCCAUUGCCAGUUUGACUGCUCUAGCAACCAUUUUCAUCAUGACCACCAUCAUCUUGGCCACAAAGUUGGCAGGGAACAGAUACAGGCAUAGGGCAAGCCUGCUUCACGACACCGAGAUGGUCUGCAUAUCUAGCCUCAUGAACGAUUCUGAUCAUCCUGUGCCCACCCCAAGGCGCCCGAAAAGCAACGGAGCACUGAUCCCCAUCACUGAGGAUGAAGACGGUGAUGAUCUCACACUCAAUAGCUUCCUGCCUGACACAGAAGCUGUCGCAUAGACACUGGAAUUGUUAGAUUUUGUAUGAAAAUCUUUAACCUGACUGAAAAUAAAAACAACCAUGUGUUUGCUUUUUGAUGAAAAUCAGUCUGGUCCCAUCCUCUAAGAUUUGAUUCUUGAUCUGGAGUUUGUGGUGAAGACAUUUUUCCUUCAUGCUUUUCCUUUACAAUUAAACAAAACUGAAGAACUUUGUAACCCUGAAAGAAAAUCAAGAAAUUCACAGAACUUUACUCAUUUGUAAAAUACUCAGAACGUCCGCCUGCACUUGCUCUAUGCCAAAUUUGUCAUAUCCUGAUGCAGAAAUAGAGAUUUGUUUUUUCUAGAGGCCCAAGAGAACCUGGUUGUUAGCACAGAUAUUUGUGUUUGUAUUGGUCUUGCAUAGGAAGUGUGCGAAUUUAAUAGACUGACAAGAGGAAGUGUGUCAAAGUAUGACAGUAGAGCUGCCUAGUGAUGGAAACCUUGGGCUGUGGCCUCCUUUCAAACCAAACCAAAAAAACUAAACUCUGAUGUAGUUACUUAUUUUAUUAUUCCAGGAAAAAAAAAAACAUGCACGUGCAAAAUUAACUGUUUUGCACAUGUUCUGUUUUUAGUUCUACUCACUUUACUGUUAUUUGCAUGCUGUAAUCUAAUUUAUAUAUAUAUAUAUAUAUAUAUAUAUAUAUAUAUAUAUAUAUAUAUAUAUAUAUCACAUGUCAGUUGGCUUAUUUUGUAUAGUUAUGUUCCUGUUUUUCAGUCUUUCAUGAUUCAUAAGUUCCUCCAAACAUGUCAGCUGCUGCCUUGUUAUUAGCAUGUGCAAGCAACAUCUUUCUGAGCUUUGUCUUUGUGUUAAGCUUCAGGAAGAGGCUCUCAAUGGACUCAUAGGUUACGCAAGCUCAUGGGACAGAAAAGAAGAUUCAUUAUCAUGGGUUCUUGCAGUGUGUGGUGCCAUGUUGUACAUUUAACUGCUUUAUCGUGGUUAGCAUGGUUUUAUAGUUAAAAUUAUUUUCUAUUUUAGGAAAAAGAACUAACUUGCCUGCAGUUACAAUCUAAAAUACUAUAACAUAUCCUGUCAGAAUUUCUUCGUGUCAAGUAAAAUAGGGUUAAUCGAACAUAAACAUCUCUAGUAUUUAUUAUAAAACAGCGAUCUUAGACAGCAACAAGAACAGGCACCCAGGAGAUCUUGAUAAUAGAUUGAAUUUAAUUUGUAUAUUUUAUUGUAUUUAUUUUUUUAGAAAAAGCAUCUGUAUCUAAUAACAACCAUGCUUACAGACUCCUACCAUAUUAAUAAUGGCUUUAUCAUCCAUCGCACACAUAUACACUUGGAACAACUUAAAGACAGAAGUACAGAACCUAGAGCUCAAGAUGGACCUGGAGCUGAGAGACAGUUAUUUAUUGCUCACAGAUUUCCAGUCUAGUCAGUUGACUGACUUAUUGGUACAAAAAAAUACUGCAUUUAAAUGGACUGGAACAGUAUGUGAGCUUAUCAGUAUAGAGAUAUUAGGUUCAAUAUAUCCUAUUUUAGUAUAUAGUGUAUUAAAAUGUUCAUUUCUGUAUACAUACUGAAUGUAACUUGUGUAACUGUAUUGCCAAAUGUAGGACUGUAUAUUUUGUUGAGUACAGUACAGUAAAAGCCUGCUCUGUGGAGUUUAUUCUCAUGGAGGCAAGUUUGUGUUUGUUAGUCUCAAAUCUUUUUUCAGCCUUUUAGACUCCUGUAGAGAUUUCUUUCUUCUUUUUUUUUUGUAGUGUAGCAAAUAAAACAAUCAUGAUGGCAUCAAGCUUUACUUGAUGAACAGAUGAAACGAAGGGCAUUUAUUUUGUUGUUUUUGUAACAUCAUCUAGAAAGAUGAAAUGUGAGCUCAAAACGUUAGGAUGAGGUCAAAUUGCUCUUGGAGUCAAUGAUAAUGAGAGAACAUUAACUGCUCACCUGUGAGACAAAUUGAUAUUUCAUUUGUGUGCAGAAAUUCUAAUGAUUUAAAAAUAAUGUGAUGUACCAAUUGACUUUGUACAGUCCUUUGUACAUUUAUACUGUAUAUACAGUAAUAUGUAAGCUCUAUAGUAGGACUGUACAUGGGAGGUUUAUUUUAAAACUUGAGUGUGUGUGCGCCUGUGUGCGUGUGUGUGUUUGUGGCCAAAAAGACUGUAAUCGCAAAGGCCUGAUGAGAGAGAGCAGAAACCUGGUUCAGAAAUAAGAGCUACACCCAGCGCCCACAGAGAGCCUCACCCAUGGGAGGAGGCACCACAUAGGACUUGAAAAAGGGACUUUAAAUUGUUUACAAUAAUUAUUAAAUGAUUAAAUAUAGAGUGAAUACAGUGAAUUAAAUAUAGAGUGAAGAGUGAAUUAAAUAUAGAUUAAAUACAGUGCAUAUGCUGGAUAUGAUGUUCAGACCUGGCAAUAUGAUAAAUACUUAUGUUGUCACUUUAGAACAUGUAGGUUUGAGUAUUUUGUAUAAUGCUGAUAUGAGAUUUUCACUUCUAAUCUCUCCUUUCAACCAUGAUGAGCAGAAAAGCAUCUCAGCUUGCAAAAAACCUUAAAGCUUGACGUGAAUAGACUACAACUGCAGAAGACCACAUCAGGUUCACCACGGUUAUAAAGAGUGAUUAUUUGAUUUAAUAUAAACUGGUCAUUGCUCUCUGAUCUCUCACAUUAUCGAGGGCUAUCAGCCUACAGACCCUCUACUCUGGAUGUUUUUAUGGUUGUUUUUCAUGCUAUCCUGUGUAAAUGUACAGUAUAGACGAUUGUGUAAAAAUCCCAUCAGUUAGUAAAAGUAAAUCAUUAAUCAAAUUAUAAAUGUCAUAUUCAGGAAAGUUCUCAUUCAGUCAAAUUAUUGUGCAUUUAGUUAUAGAGAGCUGUAGUGUGUGUUUAAUAAAUUAGCAAUGUAUUGGAUUAGUGUUAAAUCUAUAAGGAAUUCAGAAAUGCUUCUGAUUAUACAAUUCCCACACCAAUUAUUUAUAAUCACGCUCUCUUGGGUCACCUACAUGAGAAUGAGGUUAAGUCUGGAUCCUCUCAAGGUUUCAUCCUCACAUCUUCUCAGGAAGUUUUUUCUAAUCAGCAUCAUCUCAGGCUUGUAAUUUCUAUUCUGAAAUAUAUAUUUCUUUAAAGCUGCUUUGAGAAAAUGUCCAUUGUUAAGAUCGUUAUGCAAAUAAAAUUGAGUUGAAUUGG
Molecule: messenger RNA, 4291 nt
Organism: Tachysurus fulvidraco (yellow catfish)
Lineage: Eukaryota; Metazoa; Chordata; Actinopteri; Siluriformes; Bagridae
Gene: selplg
Product: selectin P ligand
Exons: 2
Coding region: 200-1153 (317 amino acids)
Biological process (GO): hemopoiesis; leukocyte tethering or rolling
Cellular component (GO): plasma membrane
Source: RefSeq, a predicted model, not a curated record